ACACGAUCCCAUACUCGAAUUGCCACCCCGAUCAGAGUGAGUUGCUAUGUGGAUUCAAGCAGGGCAUGAAACGGAAACCACUGCGGAUUUAAGAAACCGAGGAGGGCCUGGCUGGCCUGCACUGCAGCAGUACACUACACUGCUCUCAAAUCUGCUCCCUUACUAUUUCAGUUUUCACUUGCUCGGUUGAUCGCUCUCGGUGUGCUUCGAUGGAGAGCUUGAGGGUUCGUUUGGAUUUCGAGCCCCGGAACGUUAUGAACAAAUCACAGUUGAAGGAGGGACUCAGGCGAAGUUGGCUUCUCCUCAAACCGGAAAUGAAGACCAUCUCCGACCUCGCCGCCUAUCUCCUCCGUGCAUUCGACCUCCACGACUCUUGCCCAAGUGGCCUCAUCCUCUCCAUGGAUGGCUUUGUAUUACCGUCUUUUGAGUCAACAUGCAUUUUGAAGGAUAGAGAUAUCGUCUGUGUGAAAAGGAAGGGGGAUACAGUGGUGAAUACCAUCCAGGCAGGUGAAGGGUUUGACUCUCUUGAGGUAGAAGAAAAUGUGGAGAAGCAACCUGUGCUUAAAGGUGUGAAACUUUUGUCAAAUGAGGAAUUUAAAAAGGAACAUGAUGAAAAUGAUGCGAGUGUACGCGAAUACAUGGUUUCCAGGAAAAGAAAGGCAUCGAAGAAACUUCAGAGCUCAAAGAGGAAGAAAAAUAAGGUUGCUACUACUGUAAAAUGUCCAGUUCUUGCUGAAGUUGAUCAGAAAGAUGUCCAUGCAGAGGAGAAUCAAAGCCUUCAUCAUCGUGUAGUCCUCCCAAAAAAGAGUCUCAAACAGAAUAAGUUAUCGAAAUUACCUGGUGAGCAGGAUAAAUUGAGUGCCCUCGAAAGUGAUGAUAGAAGUAAUGACACUACCAAAUCUGCACCUAGUGCAAAGAGAUUUUGCCAGCUUCAAGAAAACGGCGGAAGAAUUGUAGACGUAUCCUGUAAGCCCGGUGAAUCCAAAAAGUUCCCUAGUAGAAGUGCUCGGCGUAAAAAGGCAAAAAGGCUGUGGUUGAGGGAACAAGUCAAUAUUGAGAAGAAAAAGCUACUUCAUCAGGGGCAAAUGCUCACAAAGGACGAUGAGCAAUCACCUAUCAAGGAUAAUCAGAAAGUCUUUGAAGAACAUCAAGAACAGGAUGAGAAUGGUGAUGAAGAGGAUGAGGUUGUCCCAGUUGUAAUUAGACCAGGACACAUUCGAUUUGUGCGUCUUGGCAAAGUGGAUGCAGAUCAGGCUGUCAAGAAAAAUGAAAGUCCAAUGGAGAGCUUGCGGUGGAAUGGAAUAACUAGCAAAAAGAAGGGUAAAAAAUGGGGUACCAAGAAAGUUGCUUCUUGCAAAAGGAAUGAUCGUGCGUGUUUAAAUCAAAAGAUUUCUGAAAUGCAAGCUGCUGGAGAAGCAACAACUGUAAACAAUCCUGUGGAUUUGGAUAAGCUUAAGCCUUAUACUAGCUCGCCUAAGGAAGGUGAUGUAGUUGCAUAUCGUUUGAUUGAGUUAUCAUCGUCAUGGACCCCUGAGGUUUCUUCCUUGCGAGUAGGAAAAAUAUCACGCUAUAUCCCUGAAUCCAAUAGGAUUAUGCUGGUAACAGUUCCAGAAUAUCCAAUUGAUUUCGAGAAGAUAACAGAUACAUCCCUUUAUGGGGAAAAUGGGUCUUUAAAGGUAAGUUAUUCAAUGCUUAUUGAUGUCCGCAUUGUGAAGCAUGGCAACUUGGGUACAACAAAAACAGUCACUGGAAAUGGAGAAAUAGAUGCAUGGGAUGAAAUCAGUCAGGCUUUAAAUGCAAAGAAGGCUCAGCUCUCUCAGGAGGGUGGUUGGAGCAAGGAAGAGACUUCGGGCAAAAUGGACAAUGAGAAAUGCUGCUGGCAUUAGGACACACAUCUGCUGUUCCUGUCAAUGAGAUUCAGCAAUUUUGGUAGAAAGUAA
This is a messenger RNA of Juglans microcarpa x Juglans regia, 1940 nucleotides long. RefSeq names its product coilin-like. Bases 210 to 1886 code for a protein of 558 amino acids. The record is from RefSeq and is a predicted model, not a curated record. Lineage: Eukaryota; Viridiplantae; Streptophyta; Magnoliopsida; Fagales; Juglandaceae. The transcript has 14 exons. Gene Ontology annotation, molecular function: U2 snRNA binding; U1 snRNA binding. Gene Ontology annotation, biological process: spliceosomal snRNP assembly. Gene Ontology annotation, cellular component: Cajal body.